AUGUCAUUACUAGCACAUGUUUUUGUGAUUUUGUUCACGUUCACUGUCUGCAUACAUCGUACGUAUGCAUUCAUAGAUUAUAUCGAAGCAAAAUAUCCACUAAGAGGGAAACCAUCUGCACCGAAUGCACCAUGGCCACAGCCUCAAAUGUUAAAUGCUAGUUCGGAUUAUGUCUACAUCGAUCCAAACUUUUUUAUCAUCUAUUCGAACUUGAAGAAUUGCGAUAUCAUUGAUCAAGCUCUCGAACGUUAUAAACCGAUAUUUUUUCCUCCGAAAAUACCACUACAAAGCCCAAAUUCGUUCGACGACAGUCGCGUUCUCAUUUCAGUUUUAAUACACAUUCGAUUAAGAACAUGUGCUGUCUAUCCUGAACUUCGUGAUGAUCAAUCGUAUAAUAUAACAAUCGAAGAUUCCUAUGGAAAAAUUACUGCUGAAAAUGUCUGGGGUGCAUUGAAUGGCUUGGAAACAUUUUCUCAAUUACUUUUCAUUACAAAGGACAAUUACUUAGCAACUAAUGCAUCCAUCAGUAUUCAAGAUUGGCCUCGUUUUCCGUAUCGUGGAGUACUUUUAGAUACCGCGCGUCAUUACUUGCCAGUUCCAAUCUUGAAACAACAUCUGGAUACGAUGGCUUAUAACAAAUUCAAUGUGUUUCACUGGCAUAUCACGGAUGAUCAAUCAUGGCCAUUUGUAUCGAAAACAUUUCCACAACUAAGCGCAAAGGGAGCUUAUUCACCUGAUCAUGUUUAUACUCCUGCCGAUGUUCAGGAUAUCAUUACACAUGCCCGUCUUCGUGGCAUUCGUACUAUUCCGGAAUUCGAUACUCCAGGUCAUGUUGCUGCACUUGGACGUGCAUUUCCUGAAUUUUUAACUGAUUGUUACAAUGGUACUGUUCCUCGUCAAGCUAUUUAUGGUGUUCAUGCCGCACGAGAAAUUCUCAAUCCGACAAAUCCAGAAGUCUAUGAGUUCAUGAAAGCACUGCUUCAAGAAGUCAAAUAUACUUUUAAAUAUGAACCUUAUAUUCAUCUCGGAAUGGAUGAAGUGUAUCCUGCUUGUUGGUUAUCAAAUCCAUACAUUCGCAAGUUUUUAGAAGAAAAUAAUAUGUUUAAUUCGACGGAUUUAAUGACUUAUUACUCGAGUAAAAUCUUAGAAAUCAAUAGAUCGAUCGGUGCGAAGUCAAUGGUAUGGCAAGAUGUUUGGGAUGAUGGAGUGAAAUUGCCACCAGGAACUGUCAUUGAAAUCUGGAAAGAUACUACACUUGUAUCUGAAAGUCAACCAUGGUCAUACUAUCUAUCCAAAGCAACAAGUGAAGGUUACGAUGCCGUUCUCGCUUCGCCAUUUUAUCUAAAUAUGAUCGAAUAUGGAAAAUAUAAUACCAAUGAUUCAGUAAUGAAUUUAGAAUUUUUCAAAUGGUAUAAUAUCGAUCUAUUCGCUAACUUUACUGGUGACCAAGCUGCUCGAGAACGAUUGGUUGGUGGAGAAGCCGCACUGUGGGCAGAAUUUGUUGAUGGCACGAAUACAUUGUCUCGUCUUUGGCCACGUGCAUCUGCUGUUGCUGAACGUCUAUGGAGUUCUAUCGAUGUCAAGAACCCAGAAGAUGCACAAUUUCGACUUGACGUUCAUCGCUGUCGAAUGCUCAGACGUGGUAUUCCAGCUGCACCAAUUUUAAAUGGCUAUUGUGGUGCUUAUGAAGUAGGAAUGAAACAAUCAAUGGUGGAUGAACCUGUUUUCAGCCAUUUAACAUGA
Messenger RNA from Adineta ricciae, 1743 nucleotides. The record is from the annotation of a GenBank genome assembly. Lineage: Eukaryota; Metazoa; Rotifera; Eurotatoria; Adinetida; Adinetidae.